AUGUCAACGAGCGAAUUUGAUAACGAUGAUGCAGAAAUUAGAAGCGACCACGAGAAAGCCGAAGUUCGUCGGAAUCGCCGGCCAUCUGUACAAUUUAUCGAUAAAAAUCUUAUUCGUCGACGAUCGGGUGGUCUCGAAAAACAACAAACAAUAACACAAUCUCAACAACCAACUCGUUUAGCAUCAAUUGAUUCUCAUGAUGAAGUCGAAGCGGCUGAAGUUGAAGAACACAAACACGACUCAACUGCCAGUGAUACUGAUAGCGACGCCGAAGAUGGUGCCGGCCCUAAUAUACGAGAAAUGCAACAUAAAAAUACGGCGAACUUCAAUGAUUUUGCGGUUCGACGUAUUAAACAUGCUCAAUACGGUCGGCGUGAAAUUGAAAUUGCUGAACAAGAAAUGCCUGGUCUUAUGGCUUUACGUCGUCGAGCGGAAAGUGAUAAACCUUUACAAGGAGCGAAAAUUGUCGGUUGCACUCAUAUAACUGCUCAAACAGCGGUUUUGAUUGAAACAUUGGUUCGACUGGGAGCGCAAGUACGAUGGUGUGCUUGUAAUAUAUUUUCUACUCAAAAUGAAGUAGCGGCAGCUCUCGCCGAAGAAUCGAUUUCGAUAUUCGCUUGGAAAGGUGAAACUGACGAUGAUUUUUGGUGGUGCAUCAAAAAAGCCAUCGGAGGCGAUCAAGGUUGGCAACCAAAUAUGAUUCUCGACGACGGAGGAGAUUUGACACAUUACUGUCACAAACAUUAUUCAACAUUGUUUUCAACCAUCAAAGGUAUCGUUGAGGAAUCAGUUACCGGCGUCCAUCGUUUAUAUCAAAUGUGCCGUACACAAACAUUAACCGUACCCGCUAUGAAUGUUAAUGAUAGUGUUACGAAAACGAAAUUUGACAAUUUAUAUCUAUGUCGAGAAUCGAUUAUUGAUGCAAUUAAACGAUGUACUGAUAUUAUGUUUGGAGGAAAACAAGUCGUUGUUUGUGGAUAUGGUGAAGUUGGCAAAGGAUGUUGUUCAGCUUUACGUGGAAUGGGCUGUUUUGUUUAUGUAACUGAAAUUGAUCCAAUCUGUGCUUUACAAGCAUGUAUGGAGGGUUACAAAGUUGUUCGUCUUGAAGAAGUUAUUAAACAAGUCGAUAUUGUUGUUACUGCAUCUGGAAGUAAAAACACGAUCACCAGGGAAUCGUUAGAUAAACUGAAAAAUGGUGCCAUAAUUUGUAACAUGGGACAUUCAAAUACAGAAAUCGAUGUUAGCUUUUUGCGUGGUUCAUCAUCGAGCGACUUACAAGUUGAACGUGUCCGAACAAAUGUAGACCAUGUUAUUUGGCCAAAUGGAAAACGAAUUGUUCUAAUAGCCGAAGGAAGAAUUAUGAACUUGUGCUGUUCAAGUGUACCAUCAUUCGUUGUUUCCAUAACCGCUGCAACACAAGCAUUAGCUUUGAUUGAACUCUACACCGCUCCACCUAAUCGAUAUAAAUGUGAUGUUUAUCUAUUGCCAAAAAAAAUGGAUGAAUAUGUCGCAAGUCUUCAUUUACCAGCCUUCGACGCUCAUUUAACUGAAUUAACCGAUGAGCAAUGCAAGUAUCUAGGUAUCAACAAAGCAGGACCGUUCAAACCGAACUAUUACAGAUAUUAA
This is a messenger RNA of Adineta ricciae, 1626 nucleotides long. Lineage: Eukaryota; Metazoa; Rotifera; Eurotatoria; Adinetida; Adinetidae. The record is from the annotation of a GenBank genome assembly.